UUUUUAGCCUGUCCCAUCAGCGGGCACCCCGGCGUAAGCAUUGAUAUCUGUCAUUCUCGGUGACUAAGCGGCGAGCGCAUUGACGACACCCCUGCAACUCAUCUUUCCGUCUCGCACAAGUCUCAAUAAUGGCAGCGGACGCAUCUCUCUCGCCAGCAGCGAAAUCCCUGGUGUCCGCGACCGCGGGCUUCGAUGCGCUGUUCAAGAACGACAACGUUGGCGCGCGUGCGGCAUUCAGUGCCCCCUCCGACCCUUCGCCGUUCCACCUCCUCGGGCUCGGCGCCGUAGCGUUUCUCGAGGCUGCGCUGGGGAUGGAGCCGGGCCUCAUGGCUGAGGCGACGAAGAUUCUGCAGAGUGCAGAGCAGGGCGCCAAGCGGGCUGAGGCGGAGGCUAGGAAGGCGGGGUCCGCUACGGGGUCUGCACGUACGAAGGGUGGAGUCGACGGCCACGGCGACGGUGGGGGGCGCUUCGUGCCUGGUGUAGAAUGGGAGAUUCUGCACGCUGAUACGGUGGUGCUGUUAGGUCUGACGCAGGCUUUGUCUGAAUCCUAUAUGGGCUAUCUCCAGUGCUUAUACUCGCUCAAUGCUGCGCACGGCAAGUUCACGAAGCUUUACAAGGCGGUCUUCCCAUCAGGACUAGACGGAUACCGCACCCCCGCACCCUCACACGCCCCUUCCCGAUCAUCGUCCAUCCCCCCCACACCCAGUCAGAGCAAAUUCCUCUCAACCACCGAUCCAGACUCCGACCCCCAGCACACGAUCUCGAAAGCCACCUCGCUCUUAUCGCUCGCGUCAGGCAGCAGUGGAUCCUACCCGUCACCGAACGGCAGCACCGCGACGCUUUCCGUUCCGCCAUCGGGGGCAACCUCGCCGCUGUCCUCGUCUUCGACGACAUCGCUCUCGGCAGCCCCCGCACCGAAGAAGGGCGGGGGCGGUCUGUUUGGGAGGUGGGGCAGCGCCAGUCUGCUGAGUGUCGCGUCGUCGGCGCCGCGUUCGCCGGAGGCUGAGCGUGAGAAGAAGGCACGGGAAGAGGAGGAGCGGUGGCAGAGAGAACGGCCGGCGGAGGGUCCCGUCGAGGAGAUGGUCGUUGCUGGUUCCGCGUUCGGGUACGGGUUGUUCAAUCUGGUGUUCUCGUUACUCCCGAAGCGUGUCCAGUCGGUCGUGGGCAUCUUCGGCUUCAAAUACGACCGCGCACUGGCAUUGCAAGCGCUAGCUAUCAGCGCCGGCGUCCAUACGCUAAUAGAAGGUGAUGGUGGUACGGCCUCAGCAGGGACAGACGUACACGGCGUCUUUGCUGGUCUGACUCUGAUGACAUUCCACGGUGUGGUGCUCCUGCUUUCAGGGUAUCAAGCCGACGAAGCCAAGACUGUUCGUACAUACAAAACGAUCGUCGAUUCUAUUCAAGCAAGGUACCCCACUGGUGCGCUAUGGGUUCUCAAUAGGGCCAAGAUACUCCGCAUGACAGGCGAACCGGACGAAGCCAUAAGCGUUUUACAAGCUGCCUUGAGUGCAGAAGACAACGGAGACGUGAAACGAUUCGUGCAGGCGGAUACGUUGCUCGUAUUUGAGCUGGCAUGGACGCUUCUUUCUCAGCGACAGUUUGAAGAAGCGGCCGAAGCAUUCAUCCGAAUGACAGCUUUGAACUCGUGGUCGCAUGCAACAUACUUCUUCAUUGCGGCAGGCUGCUUCUUGGCUGUCGGUGAGAAAGCCAAGGCUCAGGAGCUCAUCGACAAGAUUCCAGAUCUGGUAACAAAGAAGAAAGUCGGCGGGAAGGAUCUACCGACGGAAGUCUUCAUUAAGAAAAAGAUGGAGUUCUGGAAAGAGAAAGCCAAGCGACAUAACAUCGAUGCGACGAAAUUGGUCGAUGUCAUUGGGAUCAAUCCAGCUUGGGAAAUGGGACUGUUCUGGAACUUGCACCAAAGGACCACGAAUGAAGUAGCCACAGCUUGCAUCAAGGACCUAGCAUCAAUAGCGCCUUCAAUAUCGGUGGUUUCACCGGUCCUCGAUGGAACUCCGCCGCAGAAAACAUUGGCUGAGCUCGACACACCCGACGAGCAAGCACUGCGUUCUCUCCUCCUCGGGGUCAUGCACCGGACACUCGGGCUUUUCGGCCCGGCUCGUGAACUGUUGGAAAGUGCACGUGCCACUGGUUCUCACGCGAAAGUGAACACGUGGGUCCCAGGGGUGGCACUGUUCGAGGAGGCAGUGUUGGUGUUGAAAGUUGAGGACAGUGUCCGUGCGCUGGACGAAGCGGACAAGUUGCUUGAUCAGGCCCAGAGCCAUGCUGCCAAGAGCGAGAUCGAUCUGAGCUCCCGGUUGGACAGUCGCAUUGCUUUGCUGAGAGAUGAGAUUGGGAAAAAGAGGGCCGCUAGCUGAGACGAUGCAGUAUCAUAUACUUCCGCGCACUGCGUCAUAGAGGAUUGAUUGUUAGACAUCUGGCUUGAUGGGUACCACGGACUAGAAAAUCGGCCCUCAUCGAAGUCCUAUCCGAGGUAAAAUUGAAAUCUUCUCUGCCAGUAACAGUGCAUACAUGUGUGUUCUGAUUCAAUUCUCGUCGCGGAUUCUGCAACUCAUUUCGAAAUAUUAUGGAAACCGGAAAAUUCCGGAUGCGGUAAUCAGCUAAUGCUGAAACGACCUCGGAGAGUACUCAUACCUGGUUCCUGGUGGCAGGCGUGUACCGCAGGGUCAUUUGCGGUAUAUUUCACUGCCCUACUGAUUGUGAAACAAUUGGUCACGCUCGCGAUUGCCUUUGACGUUGCACCGCCACAACAUGUCGCACUCAUUUUUCUGUCCCUCGACUGCCCGUCAUCUUCUUACUCGAUGGGGAUCAUGAAAGACUUGCAUUCUCCCCGCCGGUAAAUGUCUGUUGUCUGACAUCCGAGCUCCGACGAAGCACCUCCAACGACAUUCACUCCCUUGACACCGUGUGAGAGGGCUGGAGGCUUACUUCGCCCGCGCACAAUUUCCGCAUUCCUCUGAUUCCGGCUUGGCUGGACCGGAAAAGGCAUAGCAGGAAUCGAAAUCGGAUGUCCUGGGAGCGAUUAGGAUUGCACACGCCCUGUCUUCCUCUUCCUUUUCCUCUCAGUCUUCCUCUCGCUCACCAUGGACGUCGUCCUGGCACUCGCCUGCACAGCCGCCCUGACGGCGCUCAUCUGGUGCCAGCGCCGACUGCGCGCCCGACGACUCGGCGCUCCGCACCCGCUGCACGCCGUGCCGGGGCCUGCGGCCGACACGUUUCUCGCGGGCAACCUCGCGCGUCUGCACGGGCCUGAUGGGUGGGACUUCCACGCGCAGCUGGAGAGGGACUUCCGCCCCGGGGUGGUGAAGAUACAUGGGCUCGCCGGGAGCCUGCAGCUGUACGUGUACGACCCGGUCGCCCUGCACUCGAUCCUCGUCAAGGACGCCGAGUCGUACGAGGAGGGCCUGGUGUUCCUCAGCCUUACUCGUGUCCUGUUCGGGACGGGCAUCUUGUCGACUACGGGCGCAACCCAUCGGCGUCACAGGAAGAUUAUGAUGCCGGCGUUCUCGCCGAAGCAUCUGCGUGGGAUGGUGCCGGCGUUGUACGAGGUGGCGUGCAGGCUUCGCGAUGGACUGGUGAUCCCUCAGAUCAAGGACGGCGUGUCGUCCGAGAUCGACCUCUACCCCUGCCUCAGCCGCGUAUCGCUCGAAUUUAUCGGCCGCGCGGGUGCAGACCACUCAUUCGACCCCCUGUCGUCCAUCGAGGAUCCAACCGACAACUACACCCGCUCGCUCAAGGCCAUCACGUCAGUCUGCUUCCCAUGUCUCCCUCUGCCCUGCAUCCGAUACCCCGAACCGCAGCCCAUGCGUCCACAAACUCGCUGUCCUGCUGCCCUUCGUCCCGCUGCUCGCGAAUCGGGUGUCGCCUUGGCUCCGGCGGGCGCUGAUCCGUGUCGUGCCGAGACAAACGAGUCUGGGAACGCUGUGUGAUGCGGUCAGGGUGACCGAUCGGCGAGCGACGGAACUUGUUCACCGAGCGCGGGAAGGCGCGAGCCAGGAGCACAGGCAUGACGUUCUCAGUCUCCUCAUGCAAGACACGGAAGACGAUGAAUCGCCGCUGAUGACAGAGGAACUGGUUGCCCAGAUAUCGAUGAUCGUGCAAGCGGGGACAGAUACGACAUCUUCGGCGUUGAACCGCGUCAUCCUCGUUCUUGCGCUGAACCCCGAGAUUCAAGAGCGACUUCGAGCCGAGCUGCUGCGCCACGACGAGCGCAUGGACCACGACGUCCUCGUACAACUGCCGUAUCUCGACGCGGUCGUGCGUGAGACGCUGAGGCUGUGAGUUGCCUCGAUUCCGCAGCUUGAAGAAGCAAGACAUGUGCACCGCAGCUAAAACACGGCGCUCAGAUACCCGCCCAUCACUGCUAUGUCGCGCACCACCACGCGUGAAUGCAUUCUCCCGCUAUCCGAACCCCUUACCGACACGCGCGGACAGAAGAUGAACCAGAUUCGGGUCCCGCAGGGCACGGAUGUCUACAUCGCCAUCGCCGGCGCCAACCAUAACCCGGCUGUCUGGGGCCACGACGCUCUGGAGUUCAAUCCCGAGCGCUGGCUCGUGCCCGGAUCUGAACCAUCAUCCAAGUGGCCGUCGUCCGGGGUCUUCGGGGACAUGAUGACGUUUCUGGGAGGGAACAGGAGCUGUAUCGGAUUCCGAUUCGCCCAAUUGGAGAUCAAGAUUGUCCUGGCUGUGCUCCUUCGCUCGUUCAAGCUGUCUGUGUCACAUCCACAGCGGAUCUCCUGGAAGAUGGGCUCUCCAGCCGAGCCUAUGGUGGAUGGGAAAGCGGCGCUGCCGAUUGUCGUGGAGAGGUUAUAUUAGAUGCGCGUAGAAAUCGGACUUAUACCUAGGCACAUCCGCUUUAUCUAUUUUACUCAAGCCGCGAGUGUUCAUGAAACUCCCGGUGUCCUUAUCGAUCAGUUGUGGAUCCUCA
Mycena citricolor is the source of this 4945-nucleotide messenger RNA. NCBI's taxonomy places the organism in Eukaryota, Fungi, Basidiomycota, Agaricomycetes, Agaricales, Mycenaceae. The record is from the annotation of a GenBank genome assembly.